ACACACACACACACACACUCACGCUGAGCAUCCAUUGUCUCCACUGAGGGAAGGUGUACAAACAGUCAACAGGUCAACAAAAUGUUUCUACGCCGCUGCACAAUUCUGCUGCUGAUCUGCUUAAUUGCUAGUGACGCGGCCAAUGCCGCACGCAAAACAAAACGUCCUGUCAAGCCGGUCAAGCAAACGAUUCCACGCACCAAUGUGACGCCCCCACCAGCGGCAGGUGCCCAAACGGCCACCACCAGCAGCAGCAACGCCGGCGGCAGCAGCUCCACAACAGCCGCCAGUGAGCAAGUCAAGGAAACAGCUCCCCUCAGCAGCAGUAGCCCUGCCGGAAGCAGUGAGCUACCCAAACCCCUGGUGACAACCAAUGAGGCCCAACCCGAAGCCAAGACAGACAAAUCUCCCGCCAGUCUGGAGGAAGAGUGCGAUCCAGAUAUGAUUGGCUUCGAAAUAAUCACCGGGUAUGUGCUAUCGGCUCCCGCCAAAAUGCUGGACACCCUUCCCGGCACCCUGAUGUUAACCGACUGUCUGGAGGCAUGCCAAAGCAAUGAAUCCUGCAGUGCUGUCAACUAUGAAACCGGCUUGUGUGUGCUUUUCAAGACAACUGCCGAUAAAUCGCCAGGUUCACUUUCGCGAUCACAGUUUCCUGUUUUCACCAUUUAUGCACAGAAAUCAUGUUUGGGAGUGCGUCCUUGCUCCAAGGCCUGGUGCGUUGAUCGCGUUCAAGGUUACCGACUGCCCGAACACGUCAAAUCUAGUCAGACUGUCUUGUCGCGUCGCGACUGCUUGGAGCUCUGCCUGGGCGAGUCGGAGUUUACCUGCCGCUCGGCCAACUACUAUCGCCACUCGGGACUGUGUGAGUUGUCUGAUAUGGACCGGAUUACCUUAUCAGCUGGCUCCAGUGUGGAACCCUACGAUGGUGCCGAUUAUCUGGAGAACAAUUGCGCCGAAGAGCCCAGCAAGUUGUGUGAAUUUAAGCGUAUUUCGGGAAAGAUCCUCAAAACCGUUGACUCUGUUUAUCAAGACAUCAAUACCAUUGACGAAUGCCGUGAUCUCUGCCUGAACUCACCCUACAGAUGCCACUCGUAUGAUUACAAUGACACUGGCGAUAUGGUGUGUCGUCUAUCCCAUCACAGCCGGGCCACUCUGACCGAUGUGAUGGAUCCCUAUUUGGAAGUGCCAGAAGCAGCCACCUACGAACUCUCCGCUUGCUAUAAUGUAUCCAUCGAGUGUCGGUCGGGUGAAAUGAUCACCAAGAUACGCACUUCGAAGCUGUUCGAUGGCAAGGUCUAUGCCAAGGGAGCUCCCAAAUCGUGCUCGGUGAAUGUGAACAACUCGCUGGAAUUCGACUUUCGCAUGGGCUACAAUGAUCUCGAGUGCAAUGUGCGUCAGAGUGCCUAUGGACGGUACAUGAAUGACAUUGUCAUCCAGCACCAUGACAUGAUUGUGACCUCCUCUGAUUUGGGUCUGGCCGUUUCCUGUCAAUACGAUUUGACCAACAAGACGGUGCUGAACGACGUUGACUUGGGAGUAACAGGCGAGAUUGAAUCAUCGUUAAGCGAAGAGAUCACCAUUGAUUCCCCAAAUGUCAUUAUGAAGAUCACUUCACGGGAUGGCAGCGAUAUGAAACGCAUUGCUGAGGUCGGAGAUCCACUGGCCCUGCGCUUUGAGAUCGUUGAGCAGAAUAGUCCGUAUGAGAUCUUUGUGCGGGAGUUGGUAGCCAUGGACGGCUCAGACAGUGCUGAGAUUACACUGAUCGAUGCUAAUGGCUGCCCCACCGACCAAUACAUCAUGGGCACCAUACAGAAGCUGUCGCACAAUCGCAAGGUGCUGCUCUCGCAAUUCGAUGCCUUCAAGUUCCCAUCCAGUGAGGUGGUUCAGUUCCGCGCCCUCGUCACGCCCUGCAUACCACGCUGCGAACCCGUCAUUUGUGAUAGCGAGGAUGGCGCCAGUGGUGAGCUGAAGUCCCUAGUCUCCUACGGACGCAAGAAGCGCUCGAUAGUUAAUAGCACCGAUGGAGGCGAGUUCUUGGUUAGCACACGCCAGCGACGGGAUGUGAGCCCAGCCGAUGAUAACAUACUGCUCGUGCAGUCCAUACAAAUCACAGACAAGUUUGGCUUCCAAUCCGAGGACGGUGGCAAUGCUAGUGACGUUGAAGCCCGACCCCAUGAGAAGGCCUAUGCGGGCGUGGCCCUGGACAAGCUCACUUGCCUUAAUGGCUAUGGUCUCGUAUUUGCUGGUGCUCUCUUCCUGCUGGCCCAACUGAGCAUUUUUGGCAUUUGGAAAACCGUUCAGAGGCGCACACGUAAGGAGCGCUACUUGUACCACCACGAUCCGACGCCCACUAUCACCUACGGAGCACCCACCAUGCUGUACGGCCCCCCACCGCCGCCACCCUCGUCGGCAGCAUCCUCCCACAUGGGCAGCGCCAAGGACACGCUGAGCAAACUCUAUGACAGCGGCAUCAAUGGGCGCUAUGGCCAACAGUACUAGGUGGAAUGCACCCAGUGUGUUUUGGCUAACUGAUGGGCUAGUGGCUCUCACAUUUUGCUGGGAACAAACGCAAUAUGCCUCGAAAGCUUCAAAAGAUUCGAUGAGACUUGAUAAAUGAAAAUAUUCGCUCCAACAGCGAACGUUGGACCAACCAUUUAAUAACUUAGCUUACAUUAAAGACAUAGUCUAGGCUUAAUCCAUAGGUAAUCAUA
Drosophila willistoni is the source of this 2711-nucleotide messenger RNA. RefSeq lists its product as uncharacterized. The record is from RefSeq and is a predicted model, not a curated record. Lineage: Eukaryota; Metazoa; Arthropoda; Insecta; Diptera; Drosophilidae. Bases 82 to 2499 code for a protein of 805 amino acids. The transcript has 8 exons.